UAUUACCAAGAUAAAGAAAAUCACAGAGUUAAUCUCGUGGUUGAGUGUUUUUCCAUUGUUAGAGUUCUGCAGAGAUGUCUAACUUUACCUCUAAAUAAAAAAAGCUGGUACAAUUAAUUAAGGAGCAGUAAAAGGAAAAAUGGAACUUUUCCCUUCACAAAUGAACAUUAGAAAGGGAGGAGAGUGUCUUUUUGAAGCGCACACAAACAAGCCAAAAAAGAAACGAAAAUUAGAAAGAGCAAUCAGCCACAAAAAUAAAGGGGAGUGGGACCCAUAUGUGAAAACGUUACACUAGAAAUUAGAAAACAUGAAUAAAAAGAGCUGGGCAUUGAAGAUUUUUAAUAAACUUAUCCUGAUAGAAGCCACUGCAUUUUCUCGUAAAACCUCCUCCACCCAAUACAUAAUCCACUCCUCCAUCACCCCCUUCUUUUCAUUCACUAAACUUGCUUCUUAAAACUGUUCCUACUCAUUAUUUCUCUUUUAUUUCUCUCUUUCCUUAAACAACAUACAUUAUUUCUUCUUCCAUUUACAUAGUCAUGGCUGCUGCAGUCACUGCUGCAGUUUCUUUCCCUACAACCAAGUCUUCAACUCUCUCCUCUAGAACUUCUUCUAUCAUCUCUACUGACAAGAUCAGCUACAAAAAGGUUCCUUUGUACCACAGAAAUGUAUCUGCUGUUGGUAAAGUGGGGGCCAUUAGAGCCCAAGUUACCUCAGAUGUGGCAGCUCCUCCUGCAAAAGUUGAGAAGCAUUCUAAGAAAAUGGAGGAAGGAGUUAUUUUAAACAAGUAUAAGCCUAAAGAACCUUACGUUGGAAGGUGUCUCCUUAACACUAAAAUUACAGGGGAUGAUGCUCCUGGGGAGACUUGGCACAUGGUUUUUUCCCAUGAAGGAGAGGUUCCUUACAGAGAGGGGCAGUCUAUUGGAGUCAUUGCCGAUGGUGUUGACAAGAAUGGAAAGCCUCAUAAGUUGAGAUUGUACUCAAUUGCCAGCAGUGCCCUUGGUGAUUUCGGUGAUUCUAAAACUGUUUCAUUGUGUGUAAAACGACUUGUCUACACCAAUGAUGCCGGAGAAGUAGUCAAGGGAGUCUGCUCGAACUUCUUGUGUGACUUGAAACCUGGUGCUGAAGUGAAGAUAACAGGGCCAGUUGGAAAGGAGAUGCUGAUGCCUAAAGACCCUAAUGCAACUAUUAUCAUGCUUGCAACUGGAACUGGAAUUGCUCCUUUUCGUUCAUUCUUGUGGAAGAUGUUCUUCGAAAAGCAUGAUGAUUACAAGUUUAAUGGCUUGGCUUGGCUGUUUUUGGGUGUACCCACAAGCAGUUCUCUGCUCUACAAAGAGGAAUUUGAAAAGAUGAAAGAGAAGGCUCCAGAAAACUUCAGGCUAGAUUUUGCUGUGAGCCGUGAGCAGACUAACGAGAAAGGAGAGAAGAUGUACAUUCAAACUCGUAUGGCACAAUACGACAAGGAGCUAUGGGAAUUGCUGAAGAAAGAUAACACUUACGUCUACAUGUGUGGACUCAAGGGAAUGGAGAAAGGAAUUGAUGAAAUCAUGGUUCCAUUGGCUGCUGCUGAGGGGAUCGAUUGGAUUGAAUACAAGAGGCAAUUGAAGAAGGCAGAGCAGUGGAACGUUGAAGUCUACUGAUAACCCAUGUACAAAGAUCGUCUUUAUUGUUUACUUAUUCAAAAUAAUCCCAGUUUCUCACUGCACCUCGUAGUUAGGUCAGUUUUUUUCUCAAUACUAUUUAUCAUCAUAGCAUAUAACUUGUGUUGGAACUCGGAAGGCCAGUGUUUGAGCUAAUAUAGUGAAACUCAUUUUCAACAAUUGUGUUUCAGCUUCAGAUUGUUGUAUGCUUUACAAAUAUGAACCAACCUCAUAACGUUGAGUUUUAUUGAUUGUUUAGGAUAUUCUUUUUGAUUGA
Molecule: messenger RNA, 1914 nt
Organism: Amaranthus tricolor (Joseph's coat)
Lineage: Eukaryota; Viridiplantae; Streptophyta; Magnoliopsida; Caryophyllales; Amaranthaceae
Product: ferredoxin--NADP reductase, chloroplastic
Exons: 9
Coding region: 537-1637 (366 amino acids)
Molecular function (GO): oxidoreductase activity
Source: RefSeq, a predicted model, not a curated record